Molecule: messenger RNA, 4024 nt
Organism: Portunus trituberculatus (swimming crab)
Lineage: Eukaryota; Metazoa; Arthropoda; Malacostraca; Decapoda; Portunidae
Product: kelch-like protein diablo
Exons: 14
Coding region: 286-2106 (606 amino acids)
Molecular function (GO): protein binding
Source: RefSeq, a predicted model, not a curated record
GUGGUGAGUGGCAGCAAUAAACAUGAGAUGUGGGCGGACGCCGCACAUCUCAUGGUGAUCAAUGGUGACAACCAACGAGUAUAGAUUAUAUACUCGUUGGUGACAACCUUCCUGUUACGUCAUGAGAGAAUUACCCGAGGGCACCAGUAACGUGUUUCAGUGUGUUUUGAGAAGGAUGGCAGACAGCCCAGCAGGACAGCCGAAGCGCGGCUAGCUGAGUGUCAGGGAGUGAGGCGCGGCGCUGGGCAGUGGGCACUGAGGGUUGUGGGGGGCGUGGUGUGAACUAUGCUGCGGCGGGACGCCGGGUGCCAGCGGGGGGCGGCUGGGGGCGAGGGCCUGCAGGAAUCCCAGCCCUCCACCCCCGGUGAAGACUGCAAGUUUGUUAAUUCUGCUCAUCCUGAGUCGGUUCUGAGUGGUCUGAAUGAUUUACGCAAGAGUGGGCAUUUUUGUGAUGUAACGUUGUGUGUGGAUGGACAAACCUUCCCCGUCCAUCGGUCUGUUCUAGCUUCCUUCAGUCCUUACUUCAGGGCAAUGUUCCUGAGCAACCUUGCCGAGUCUCAGCAGGAACACAUCACUCUGAGUGGUGUCGAGGCAGGCAUGGUGGCACUGCUGCUUGACUAUGCAUACACCUCAACCAUCACCAUUACUGAGGCCAAUGUACAGGCCCUUUUGAGUGCUUCAAAUUUGCUGGAGGUGGUGGCAGUGAGGGAUGCUUGCUGCAGGUUCCUUGAGCGCCACAUUGAUGCCACUAACUGUGUGGGCAUCCACUGCUUUGCUGAGGCCCAUGCUUGCCAUGACUUAACGAAGAAGGCUAAAGCUUACACUUUGAGGAACUUCAGUCAAGUCAUGAGUGGGGACGAGUGGCUCAGUCUGCCCAUGGAGAAAGUGGUUGAGAUCUUGUCAUCGGAUGAGUUGGAAGUGGAGAGAGAGGAGUAUGUGUAUGAUGCUGCCACCACUUGGCUCCACCAUUCCUAUGCCACUCGUUCCUCCAUCUUUCACAAGAUCCUGGAGUGUGUUCGGCUGGCAUUGGUAAGCCCGUAUUUUUUAGUGGAUGUUGUGGAAGGAGAGACGGCAGUGCGGACGUCCCCCGAAUGCAGAGUCAUUGUGGAGGAAGCCCGACUCUACCAUCUCCUUCCAGACCGUCGCCACCAGCUCACCUCACCAAGGACACGCCAUCGACGGAACACCAACACCACCACAGUGAUUGUGGCAGUGGGUGGGGAGGACAAUAAAUUGGUACUUCGUUCAGUAGAGUGUUUUGACCCACUGGCCCACAGCUGGAGGAGCCUCUCAUGCCUUCCCUUUGCUGUCAGCAAGCAUGGACUGGUGGUUUCUGGAGAGAAUGUUCUGUAUCUGGCUGGAGGAGAGUUUCCUGAUGGCACUGUGACUCGCUGCCUGUGUCGUUAUGACCCUGUGCUGGAUGAGUGGCACGACCUGGCCCCCAUGUCCCGGCCUAGGUCUGAACUGGGACUAGCAACGCUGGAUGGUUAUGUGUAUGCUGUGGGUGGAUGGGAUGGUUCUAACCGCCUGACUGAUGUGGAGCGUUAUGACCCACGCAGCAAUGCCUGGAGUCCUGUAGCCUCCAUGGAGCUUGGCCUCACUUCCCCUGCCAUUGCAGCAUGCCAGGGCAAACUGUAUGUGUGUGGAGGUGCCAUUUUAGAAGAUGGAGAUGGCACUGAGUGUGUUCAGAUGUAUGAUCCCCACACAGACACAUGGGAGCAGCUGCCCCACAUGAUCAUUCCCCGCAGCGGGUCAGCAGCGGCAGUGCUCCAUGGCCUUAUCUACAUCAUUGGAGGAUGGCAUGCCUCCACAGAGAACACAAACAAAGUGGAGAAGUUUGACCCAAGGACCAAGAAUUGGGAGACUGUGGCAAGCAUGUUUGAGCGCCGCUAUAGACCAGGCGUAGCUGUUGUGGAUGGCAAGCUGUACAUCCUUGGUGGUGAGGAUGGAUGGGAGCACUUCCACGACACUAUUGAGUGCUACAAUCCUGACACCAACACAUGGAGCCAGGUUGGAGAAAUGCUAACAGGACGUUCUUGGCUCUCCUGUGCUCCCCUCAGGGUCAAGAAAGAAAUUUUGGGGAACCUUGCGACUCCCAUGUCUUGACAUCCCCGAGCCUCCACCAACCAGGCACGUCAGGCCCUCUGGAAGUAGCUGGAGUGCGUACGUGCCAGCACUGAUCUUUGUCUGGCGGGAUGGAGAGCAGAAGCAACAUCUGGCAUGCUUGAGGUCUUGUAUAUAGAAAAGUAGGCCUAAUAUGAUUUAAUAUCUUCAGUACUACAACUUUGAAGUGUGCAGUAAUUAAUUCUUUUAUGUAACCUAUUUACUGAAAAAUUGACACACACAACAAUUAAUUCCUAAGCUUCACUUCAUGCUGAUAUUUAAGAAAAAUCACAUUGCACAAUCUGCUUCAAAUGUUUAAGAGUUAAAAAAAAUAAAUUCAUUACUGCUCAUUAUUAUUACCAGUGUAAAUUUUUAGGAUUGACAAGAAUCUCAAGGAUCUCCUAGUGUAUCAUGGCAUUAAUGAUAAGUAAUAGCCUGUAGUAAAACCACAUGCAAACAUUCCAUCAUCUUUACACACUAACUACAAACAAACAGUGAAUUGGAUAAUUUUUUAAUGUUGGUGUUUUUGUGAUAUUUUUUUUGUGACUCAAGCAUUUGUGUCUCAAUGUUUUUAUUGUCACUGAUGUGUAACUAUUAUAAUUUUGUUAAUUUUCAGUGAGACUGAAUCUAGAUGUAGUACUGACUUUUUUUAUGUAGAUCUGACUUUUACAAGGAGAGAGGCAAGUGCUGCUGGACAAGGUCAGUUGUGGGUUGCCACCUCCCACAUAGCUGGGCCCUGGUGGAGGCUCUUGCUCAGCUGAGAGGAAAGGGUCAUAUUUCUUGAUGGUUGUUGUGUUCAUGAUAUGUUCAUUUACUGUACUCAUACAAGGAUGGGAUAACAGGUAGCUCUUAAGGAACUAGUCUGUAAAAUUAGAUAACAUAUUUACACUCAUUUAUAUGCAUGAGGCAUAAUGGAUGUUGAAGUUUGGCUUUGGUUGGUUUAGAGGUUCUUUUUUGUCCUUGUAAUUGCUCUACAUUCAUAUCAUGGAUGAUAUGAUAGUUUUGUUGAGUGGAUAAGAAUCUUCAUUGAAUCUUGUGACGACAUUAGGAUUACUUAUUUAUGUAUUUAUUUUUAGUUAUGUAUUUAUUUAUUUUUUCAAAUCACAUAUGAAAGGUCUUAAGAGUGCCAUACUGUUCUCAGUAUCAUAUGUGUUAGGUUAGAGCCAGAAUGAUUUUUUAAAUUCAGUGUUAGUGCGAGAAGAAAUUAUUUCAUAUUGCUCAUUUAUGUCCAUACUUGUGAUUCUGCAUGAUCUCCUUUAGCUUUCUGUUGAAGCUAGGUAUAAUGGUAGUGACUGUCAGAGUGUAAGAGCUAAGAGCACAAAGUAGUGGGUAAGUAUUGAGCAAUGUUGUCUGUCCUUGCAAUAAUCAAAGGAUAUUUAUUUUUUAAAGAUGGAUGUGGUUGUAUUGACAAGAAGUAUUUUGCUGUGACUGUGUCUUUGUGUCAUGUUGUUAAGGACAUUUGUUGUGUUGUAUGCACUGAAAUCUCUCUUUUAGCUAUGUGACUAUUGAUGUAUCUAUUUAUGCACUUACUAUUUUUUUUAUAGUGAAUGUUUCCAGAAUUAUUGAGGUGUCCAUGGUGAAGCAUUUUGAAUUUCUCGCACAUAUUUUUCAAUACAGCUUUUUCUAUUUCAUUUAUAGCAUAAGGUAUAAUUUGGCCACAUGGGAAGAGUGACAGAAAGUGAGACAGCCAAGAGAGUGUGUAUGAGUCUGGUAGUUGUGUGAGGUAAAAGGUGAUAGCCCCCAGUGAUAUGGGAGGACAAAAUGAUGAAGUAUGCAAAAGAAAGGGUUAGAAAAAGAAUGGGAGGAUUAAAAGCUAAAAAGAAGGAAUAGUAGAACUGAUUUAAGUGUAAAUCUGUCACAGUCAUCUUUGGGGAAGCUUUGAGAGCAAUCAUCUGAUACAGAUAUAGAGGUAGAUUUUAGA